Symbiodinium sp. CCMP2456 is the source of this 4181-nucleotide messenger RNA. The record is from the annotation of a GenBank genome assembly. NCBI's taxonomy places the organism in Eukaryota, Dinophyceae, Suessiales, Symbiodiniaceae.
GAUUCCAAAUCUCAGCGAGAGACGAACUCAAGGCCUCGGCCCUGCCGGUGCCCAUCUUCCAAGUCGCCGCCAUGCCGCAGCAGUCCGAAGCACCACUUCUCAUGCACCUCACGGAAGUCCCUGGCGGCUGGCCCCUCGCGACCGUCAUCGACGCCUUCGCCCACUUGGCUUCCUGUCGUCCAGGUCAAGCUGGUCCAGACCGAGCUCGCGAGGCGGUGAGCCGGCGGCUGGUGGAGUUUUGGGCCUCACAGCCGGAGGAGGCCGAGGCCUGGCUCGAGCGGUGCCGGGAGCGCUUCGCAAAAGAGCUCGCAGGCAAGGAAACGAGACCGGAGCAGCUCUUCGAGGCGCUGCUCCGGCACGGGGCGGCCGAGCUCGGCAAGCACGGGCCGUACGCCUGGCGCCUCUCCGAGGCCGGGCUCCUGCGAGGAGCGCCGCAUGGCUCAGCAGCGCAGCGGGAGCAGUGGGCGGCUUCGUACCUGCAGUGGCCCCACGUCCGCGACCGCUGCCGGGAGCUCGCGGAGCGGCUCCUGGCGGCCGAGAGCCCGGAGACGGCGCGGAAGCGGCAGAAGCUCGAGGAGGAGACCUCCGAGCGCCGGCGCCUCGAAGCGGAGCUCCAGAAAUCGCAGGAGGAGUGCCGAGAUCUGCGCAAUCGCCUGGCCGCGGCCGAGGCGGGGUUGUCCAGCAAGGAGGCGGAGCUGCAAGCUGCGCAGAACGAGAGCGCUGAGUGCAAGGAGCAGUGGGAGGAGCUCAGGUGCCGUGCAAGAAGUGCGGAGUCAGCCUUGGCGGAGACGCGGCAGGAGCUCGAGCAGGUGCACGAGCGCUGCGCGGAUCUUUCGACUCGUUUGGAGGCGGCAGAGGUUGAAGUUGAGCAUGCUAAGGCCCAGGAGCGUUUGGCGCACGAUGCCACCGAAACGCAGUUGGAGGACACCCUGGCGGAGAUGCGGACAGAGCUGCAGCAGGCGCAGGACAAGCAUUGCAAGUCCCAGGAGCGCUGCGGAGAUCUUGCCGCUCGAUUGGAAGUGGCAGAGGCAGGAGCAGUUCCGCACACGAGGACGAUGGAGCGUCUGGCUGAGGCCAAAUCCGAUGUCGUUGCAAAGCAGGUAGAUCUGCAGCAGCUGCAAGACGAGAGCUGCGGCUACCAGGCACGCCGCUUCCCUUUUUCGGCAGAAGAGGGGGAAAGCAAAGCUGAGCUGCAGCUGGAGAAGGCAGUUCUGCAGGACAGAUGUGAGCAGCUCAGGCAGCAGCUUGCCAAGGCAGAGGCGAAGGUGGAUCUUCUGCAAGGUCUGCGGGAAGAGAUCGGCAUGUACAAGGAGCGUCUCCGUGGGCUGGAGCGCCCGGUUGUUGAGACCAAGAAGAGCCAGCGUUCCUGUGGCGCCAUCUCGGGUCGUCCCUCCAUGAGCCAUCCCGGCCCAGCUCGCAGCCAUGUGGCCUUCGGUGAUCAGGAGUCGGAGCUUGCCGAGCAGCUGGGGUACAACCUUGUGGAUGAGGACCGAGCUUCAGUCCUGAGUGGGACCUCCAGCUACUCGGUGAAGCAAGACUGCUUCAUGCUGGAUGCUGUCUUCAAGAGCCGCAUGGACUUUUUCAGCGAGGGGAGGGACCUCCACAAAGGUUCGCAGGUCUUGGCUGGCGAUGGCAAGACCGUUCUGGAAGUGGUCGAGAUCUCGAAGGAAGGGCAGGCGACGGAAGUGGUCGAUUUGCAGGCGGGCGCUGCAACACUGCGGGUGACCCCGGACCAUCCCGUGCAGGUCCCCGACGAAGGUGGCGAGGCGGGCCGGCACCUUUACAUGCCGGCGGGCAAGCUAAAGGCGGGCGACUUCGUGAUGCUCGACUCGGGGGAGCCGGUUGCACUCACCAGUGCAGAGACCCAGCCCGCGGAGUGCAAGGUCUUGAAGAUCGUCUUCAAACCGGACUUGCCUGUGGCCGUGUUCUCCAGCCCAUCCUGCAUCCUCAGCAAGGGACACAAGAAGAAGUCGCAGGUGCGCCGCAGUGGCAUGGGCGGGAGAGGCAAGGAGGCGGCCGAUCCGACGGAUGGAGGAGCCUCGAUUCCGGACACGGCGGCCGGAGAGUACAUGGACUGCGACGGUGGACGUGCCGUUCCUGGUGCCCAGCGACAUCUUCUGGCAGUCGGUGAAGCCUCAAAAGGCUUAGGACGCAGGAUCCUGGAGGUGAGGUGCAGGAAGUAUGCGUGGAUGCAGGACCUAGGUCCCAAUUUAGGCAUCCCAGACACGGCCCUGGUUCAGAUCGUGGUCGCGCUGAGCCGUCGGCUCGUGGAGUUGUGGGCCGCGCAGCCGACGGAGGCCGAGGCCUGGCUCGAGCGGUGCCGGGAGCGCUUCGCGAAAGAGCUCGCAGGCAAGGAGACGAGGCCGGAGGAGCUCCGCGAGGCGCUGCUCCGGCACGGGGCGGCCGAGUGGGGCAAGUACGGGCGCGGCGGCUGGCGCUUCUCCGAGGCCGGGCUCCUGCAAAGAGAGCCGCGCGGCUCAGCAGCAGAGCAGGAGUGCCGGGCGGCUGCGUACCUGCAGACGGCCUACAUCCGCGAUCGCUGCCGGGAGCUCGCGGAGCGGCUCGGGCAGGCCGAGAGCCAGGAGACGGCGCGGAAGCGGCAGAAGCUCGAGGAGGAGACCCCCGAGCGCCGGCGCCUCGAAGCGGAGCUCCAACAAUCGCAGGAGGAGGGCCGAGAGUUGCGUGAUCGCCUGGCUGUGGCCGAGGCGGAGGUGUCCAGCGAGCUCCAAACUGCGCAGAACGAGAGCGCUGAGUGCAAGGAGCGGUGCGAGGAGUUUGCAAGCCGCACGGCAGAUGCGGAGUCAGCCUUGACGGAGAUGCGGCAGGAGCUCGGGCAGCUGCAGGAGGAGCACAGCAAGUGCCAAGAGCGCUGUGAGGAGCUCCUGACUCGGUUGGAGGCAGAAGCUUCCCAGCAUGCCAAAACCAAGGAGCGUGUCUCACAGGCCGAAUCCGCUGCUGUGGAAGGGAGGGUGGAGGUGCAGCGGCUGCAAGAACUCCAAGCUGCGCAGCGAGAGAGUGCCAAGAGCAAGACACGGAGCGCCGCUGUGGGGUCAGCGACAGCAGAGAUGCAGAAGGAGCUCCGGCAUAUGCAGGAGGAGCAUGGCAAUUGCCAGGAGCCUUGUCAGGAGCUUGCGAAUCGUUUGCAGGCUGCAGAGGUUGAGGAUGCUGAGACCAAGAGAUAUUUGACGCACGAUGCCACUGCAAAGAAGGUGCAACCGCAGCAGCCGCAAGUCCAGAGCUGCAGCUGCCAGGCACGCUGCUUCCCUUUUUCGUCAGAAGAGGGAAGCAAAGCUGAGCUGCAGCUGGAGAAGGCAGUUCUACAGGACAGGUGUGAGCAGCUCAGGCAGCAGCUUGCCAAAGCAGAGUCGAAGCUGGAUCUCCUGCCAGCUUUGCACGAAGAGAUCGGCAUGUACAAGGAGCGCCUUCGUGGGCUGGAGCGCCCGGUUGUUGAGACCAAGAGGAACCAGCGUUUGUGUGGCGCCAUCUCGGGUCGUCCCUCCAUGAGCCAUCCCGGCCCAGCUCGCAGCCAUGUAGCCUUCGGUGAUCAGGAGUCGGAGCUUGCCGAGCAGCUGGGGUACAGCCUUGUGGACGAAGAUGUCGCCUCCGUCCUGAGUGCGUCCUCCGGCUACGUGGUGAAGGAGAACUGCUUCAUGUUGGAUGCCAUCUUCAAGAGCCGCAUGGACUUCUUCCGCGAGGGGAGGGACCUCCAGAAAGGUUCGCAGGUCCUGGCUGGCGAUGGCAAGACCGUUCUGGAAGUGGUCGAGAUCUCGAAGGAAGGGCAGGCGACGGAAGUGGUCGAUUUGCAGGCGGGCGCUGCAACAUUGCGGGUGACCCCGGACCAUCCCGUGCAGGUCCCCGACGAAGGUGGCGAGGCGGGCCGGCACCUUUACAUGCCGGCGGGCAAGCUAAAGGCGGGCGACUUCGUGAUGCUCGACUCGGGGGAGCCGGUUGCACUCACCAGUGCAGAGACCCAGCCCGCGGAGUGCAAGGUCUUGAAGAUCGUCUUCAAGCCGGACUUGCCUGUGGCCGUGUUCUCCAGCCCAUCCUGCAUCCUGAGCAAGGGGCACAAGAAGAAGUCGCAGGUGCGCCGUGCUGGCGGCGGAAAAGGUAAGGAGGCGGCAGAUCCGAUGGAUGGAGGAGCCUCGAUUCCGGACACGGCGGCCGGGGAGUAUAUGGACUGA